AUGACGCGAAGUAGCAUGAAUCCAGAGCGCCAGUACUUAGAUGUUAAAUAUAGCAACAUAUAUUAUCAAGUCAGGGUGACAUUAACUUUCAAAGGAAGAAUACCAAAGUCCAUUGGAAAGUUGACGCAGUUUGAAUCCUUAGAUUUCUCAGUUAACCAGUUAAAUGGAAGAAUUCCAGAUGAGCUUGUAGGUCUCACAUUCCUUUCUUUCUUGAACCUAUCUUUUAAUCAACUUUCUGGUAGGAUUCCAAGAGGCAACCAAUUUCAGACGUUUUCAGCAGAUUCCUUUGAAGGGAACGCGGGGUUGUGCGAUUUUCCUUUAAAGAAAACAUGCAGUGAAACCAAAGCGCUGAAUGAAUUGCCACAACCGAACAGCCACUCUGAUCAUGAAAUAGUUGACGAGAAAUAUAUAAGUUUUUCCUUGGGAUCUUCUGUGAGUUUUGGCAUUAUAAUCUGGCUGCUUUUGUAUAGCCGAAGAUACAAUGAGCUCGUUGAUAGACUUCUUUUCAGAAUUUUGGGUCAGCACAAAAAGAGUAGAUCUAUGAAUAAAAGCCGAAGGAGGUCAAGGUGGGAUGAAAACACUGAUUGUUGCCAGUGGCCAGGUGUAAGUUGUGAUCAGGAAGGUCAUGUGCUUGUUCUGGAACUGGACGACGAAACAAUUUCUGGUGGAGUUGAGAACUCAACCAGUCUAUUUGAUCUCAAGUAUCUUGAAAAGCUGAAUUUGGCUUAUAAUUACUUGUACUCUACUCAAAUACCAAAAGAAAUUUAUCAGCUCACAAACUUGAAGUACCUGAAUUUGUCAUAUGCUGGUUUUGAGGGGCAGAUUCCAAUGGAAUUGUCAAGAUUGACAAAAGAACUUUAUCUUGACGGCGUGAACAUUUCAUUGAAUGGGAGUGAUUGGUGCUCGGCUUUAUCUUCAUCUCUCCCUCAGUUAACAGUGUUAAGCAUGAUAGGUUGUGACAUUUCAGGCCCUCUUGAUUCCGCCCUUCUAAAUCUUCAUUUCCUUUCAAUCAUUCGUCUCGAUUAUAACAUGUUAUCCACUGUAGUUCCAGAAUUUCUAGCAAAUUUUACAAAAUUGACAACCCUCAGUCUCAGUAAGUGCAACUUGCGAGGUGUAUUUCCAAGUAAAAUCUUUCAAAUACCAACUUUACAUGAGCUUGAUUUAUAUGAUAAUGAAAACCUCACUGGAAUUUUACCUGAAUUUCCGAGGGAUGGUUCAUUAAGGGAUGUAGACCUUAGCUACACGAGUUUCACCGGUACACUUCCAGAUUCAAUUUUUAACCUCACAACCUUAACCAAGAUUGACGUACUUCAAAUUCAGAAUAAUCGCUUCAGUGGAGAAGUCCAUGAAUUUGCUAAUGCAUCCUCUUCUGUUCUGGAAACACUUGAUUUGAGCAAUAACCAUCUAAAUGGAUCGAUCCCUCG
Molecule: messenger RNA, 1424 nt
Organism: Nicotiana tabacum (common tobacco)
Lineage: Eukaryota; Viridiplantae; Streptophyta; Magnoliopsida; Solanales; Solanaceae
Source: RefSeq, a predicted model, not a curated record